Molecule: messenger RNA, 10450 nt
Organism: Oreochromis niloticus (Nile tilapia)
Lineage: Eukaryota; Metazoa; Chordata; Actinopteri; Cichliformes; Cichlidae
Gene: adamts7
Product: a disintegrin-like and metallopeptidase (reprolysin type) with thrombospondin type 1 motif, 7
Exons: 24
Coding region: 306-5774 (1822 amino acids)
Biological process (GO): proteolysis; extracellular matrix organization
Cellular component (GO): extracellular matrix
Molecular function (GO): metalloendopeptidase activity
Source: RefSeq, a predicted model, not a curated record
GUCACUGGCUGUCGGGAGGAGGCUGAUGGAGGACAGGGGGACCAGCAACUUGUAAGCAAACAUUUACACCGACAUAAAACAAAACACACAAAAAAAAAGAUGCAGCAAAAGCCCCCCGCGGAGGCAGACAAUGCUCAGGCCUGAAGUGAAGAAGUUUGUUGUUGCUGUCACAGCGUAAGUGCACGGGCGCAACAAAGCGAGAAACGCACCCAGCACAGAUGGAUUUGAACUAUUUGAAUUGACAGUCGACGCGGUGUCAGAAAGGCGUUAAAUGUUUCGAAAAUAUAAGUUACCGUCCUGACAAAAUGACCCGUUUGCACUGCGGGCUUCACGCUUUCGGACAAAGAGCGUCUUCCAUUCACUUCUUCAUCGCGGUCCUGGUGGUCCUGGAAAACUGCAAAACUUUGGGAUUGGGAUUAUCACAUGAACCAGAAAGAUUUCAGGAUGACUUCCCUUUGUACGAGGUGGUUCACCCUACGAGAGUGGAUGCCAAGGGUCACUUCCUGUCCAACUUCCUGUCUCACCAUGCUCGCCGUUUACAGCGCAGGGAAGCCUCAGUGGAACCAGCAGGACUAGAUCGCAUCUUCUACCAGUUUUGGCACGGCGGCCACAACUUGCACUUCAACCUCACUCUGAAUCCUCACCUGCUGGCUCCGGGCUUCAUGACUGAGACGAGGUUUGGUGGCCUGAAGGGGGCACGGAUCAAACCUGCUGGAUCCUCCCAGUGUCAUUUCUUGGGUGAAGUGUGGGAUGAUGCCAUUGUGAAAGGGAGCGCAGCUAUAAGUACCUGUGAUGGCCUGACGGGACUCUUCAAGUUGUCUGAUGAAGAGUUUUUUAUUCAGCCUCUGGAAACAUCAAGUGAUGAAACAUCAGCACCACAGGCCCAUGCCAUCUACAAACGGCAUGUGUCUCCUCCCUCCUGGAGCCCAGUCAUACAGCCCAUCUCAGGGAAACGACCUUUCAACGGUACCUGUGGAAUCAAAGAUUAUCAUCAAAGCUUUAAAGACAUUGAGAGACAGCGGGAGCGUUGGGAGCGCAGGCAGCAGAGAAGGAGGAGAAGAAUUCGUCAACGCUCUGUCAGCAAAGAGAAAUGGGUGGAAACGCUGGUGGUGGCUGACCCCAAAAUGGUGGAUUAUCAUGGGAGCAAAGCUGCGGAAAGCUACAUACUUGCUGUCAUGAAUAUUGUUGCAGGUCUCUACAGAGACGCCAGUAUUGGGAAUGCAAUCAACAUCGUGGUUGUUCGACUCAUCCUGCUGGAGAAGGACGAGGAUGACUUGAAGAUUACACACCACGCUGACAACAGCUUAAACAGCUUCUGUAAGUGGCAAAAGAAACUCAACAUGAAAGGGGACGAGCACCCGCUUCACCACGAUGUCGCUGUUCUGCUCACCAGGAAGGACAUCUGCGCAUCCGUCAACACACCUUGUGAAACCCUGGGUCUGUCGCAUGUGGCGGGAAUGUGUCAGCCGCAUCGCAGUUGCAGCAUUAGCGAGGACACGGGCCUCCCACUGGCUUUCACUGUAGCACAUGAGCUAGGACACAAUUUUGGGAUUCAGCAUGAUGGCAGCGGUAAUGACUGUGAACCCGUUGGGAAACGACCUUUCGUCAUGUCUCCACAGCUCCUGUACGGCACCUCUUUGCCCAGGUGGUCACGCUGCAGUCGCCAAUACAUCACCCGCUUCCUAGACCGUGGCUGGGGCUGGUGCCUCGAUGAUGCCCCGGUGAAGGAUAAGUUGUCUCUAUCUACGGUGCUUCCUGGCGUUCUGUACAGUGCUGUCCAUCAGUGUCGGCUCCAGUAUGGAUCAGGAUCCCUGCUCUGUGAUGACAUGGAUAAUGUAUGCAGCACUCUGUGGUGCACUGUGGGAACAACCUGCCACUCAAAGCUGGAUGGGGCUGUGGAUGGAACAAGUUGUGGGGAGGACAAAUGGUGUUUCGGUGGGCAGUGCGUUGCAGUUGGAUAUUACCCUGAGAUUAUAAAUGGCGGCUGGGCGUCCUGGAGCCCGUGGUCAGCCUGUUCGAGGACGUGUGGUGUUGGUGUCCAGAGCGCUGAAAGAGAGUGUGAUAACCCAGUUCCUAGGUACAGAGGGAAGUAUUGUCUGGGAGAGCGACGGAGGUACAAGAUCUGUAACACCGCACCUUGUGUUCAUCACCUGCCCACGUUCAGGGACAUCCAGUGUAGUCACUUCAACAGUCAGCCAUACAAGGGCAAGUUCUAUAAGUGGGAGGCAGUCAUCAACACGGUGAACCCCUGUGAGCUGCACUGCCGUCCACUGAAUGAAAACUUUUCUGAGAAGAUGCGCGAUGCUGUCAUUGAUGGGACACCUUGUUAUGAAGGCAACAAAAAGCGAGAUAUAUGCAUCAACAGCAUUUGUAAGAAUAUAGGCUGUGAUUACGCGAUAGAUUCCACUGCUGUAGAGGAUCGCUGUGGAGUGUGCAAUGGUAACGGCUCCACCUGUACAACUGUGAGGAAAACAUUUGAAGAGAGUGAAGGGCUGGGCUAUGUAGACAUUGGACUGAUCCCAGAGGGAGCCUGGGACAUUCACAUUGAGGAGUUGGGUGAAGCUAGAAAUUUCUUGGCACUCCGAAGUGACAAUCCCAGCAAGUAUUUCCUGAAUGGUGGCUGGACGAUACAGUGGAGUGGAGAAUACAAGGCAGCUGGAACAGUAUUCACCUACCAGAGGACCGGACAGCUUGAAAACCUGACGUCUCCAGGGCCCACUACAGAGCUUCUGUGGAUUCAGCUUCUCUUUCAGGAGGCCAAUCCAGGAGUGAGGUACGAGUACACCAUCAGUCAAAAUGUCUCAGAAAAGAACAACACCCCGCUGUCAGUUUUCUACUGGAAAUACGGUUCGUGGACUGAAUGCAGCGUUACUUGCGGAACAGGUGUUCAGAAGCAGAUUAUCCACUGUGUGGAAAAGACAACUGGGAUAGUUGAGGAGCAUUUCUGUGACCACUUAACCCGACUUGACCACAACCAAACCAGCUGUAAUAAGGAUCCUUGUCCAGCCAUAUGGUGGGUUGGGGAGUGGCAGAAAUGCUCAGCGAGCUGUGGGAGCUCAGGCCAAACUAAAAGGACAGUUCUUUGCAUUCAAGCAUUAAGUGUGGAGGAGCAGAAAGCCCUGGAGCCCAGUAACUGUGAACACAUCCCCAAACCUGAGUCACUAUCCUCCUGCAACACACACAUUCCCUGCCCAGCAGACUGGACCACUGGCAGCUGGUCAAAGUGUUCACUGUCCUGUGGAAGUGGAGUACGUCACCGUAAUGUUACCUGCUCUAGAAACACAGGGGUUGAUUGUGACCCCCAAAAGAAACCUUUAGCUGUCAGUACCUGCUACAUCCAGGAAUGUCCACAGAUUGUCGAUAAUUUUGGAGGUUUCGACUGGUCUGGAAGCGGCUGGUCCAGCAAAGAAGUGCUUAAUGAAAUAAACCCCAUACCCGAAGUCAAACCUCCUCCCAAGUACAGCACCACCAGAGAGCAGCCAAGAGUUCAUAACGACCUUAAUGACAUCGUUGAGGGAGAUUUCCACUACCACAACAACAUUGAAAAUACUGAUCACUCUCAGGACAACUAUGUCCCCGUGGAUGAUUUUUACUAUGACUACAACUUUAUCAACUUCCAUGAGGACUUGUCAGAUGACUUUGAGAGCAAUGGAAACAAUUCAGACAGUCACGGUUUGAGUGUUUCGCAGGAGGUCGAGCCAACCCACAGUGUGAAAGAAGAUGCUCACAUGGAAACUGCAGCCACUCCCACAGCUACGACAGCCGUUCCAAAGCCCACUGCCUACACUUUGGAAACGGAAAAUCCUCAGAACAUAAAAGUGAACAUAACAAAGGACAGUAAAAAUGCAGCGGCAAAAGAGGUUUCGCAAACAAAUUCUGAAAACUUGGAUGACUAUCUUUCUGAGGAUUUUCUUCUGCCUGUGUCGACCACUCACUCUCCACUAUUGUCUACAACUCAGCAAUCAAAACCAGCGGCAGAGAAGCAUGGCAUUCUGUGGCUGCCUGAAAACAUUAGUGCAGUGCCUAGUCUGGGUUCCACUACAAAGCAGCCUUUACAGGAUGUGAAAUGGGGGCAAUAUGCAGAGGAGGCUGAAAAUAACUAUGACAGCUUCAGUGAGGAGGAAAAUCACACUGAGGAUGUCACUAUGACUCCAAAGCAGACUGUUUCUACUCCGAGACAACUAACAGCUAUCAGUACUCCUGACUCCACUGUUGAAGGGGCUCAGGAAACAAAGGGAUAUGAUAAUUAUGACUAUAUCUCUGUAGACCAAGAGGAUGUCGAGAGUCCAGAACCUUCAGGCCCCCCCACAUCAAAAACUACAAUUCAGAUUAAGACUGAAGCUCCUCUGGAUGAAAAUACUGCAGAAAUACCUCAACCCAGUGGGUCAACAUUAUUUUCAAAUGUCUUCACAAUGGAGGAUGUCAACACGGAUCAGACUAAUUUUGAUACAUUAUACGCCACUACCGAGAAUUAUUCACGGGAUACCGACAGAGACCUCAGCACAACCUCACUUCCUGCCUCUGAGAAAUCCGUUCCUCCCCCUGUUUCCUCUCUGCUAAUCUCAGGUAACCAAGAGGCCUCCACAUCAUUAACUGGAACAGCAAUCAUACCUCCUACUCAGUUUUCUCCAGCUGAUUUCCCAACGCAUACGAUGAAACCGAUUCCAUCAAAGCCAGAGUUCACUAAAACAACUGGGACGUAUCCCGCAUCUCAAGCUCCGUUGUUUGAUGUAGUGAAUUAUGACUACAAUGAAAUAGCCUUUCCACCCGUGGUGAGGAGCGGCAUUAACAGUGAUCCUGGCUCUUCAUACCAGGUUUCAACAAGCUCAGGAGCCACUCCUCAACACAGCACAACAUCAGCACAAGACUCGGAGUCGCCCAUACCUGCUGUGCCCUUUUUGCCAACCCUUCCAGCUGUCCUAACAUCUGUCCAAACUUACGUCCACACACAAAACACUGCAGCUGCCUACUGGAUUGCUGGCAACUGGAGUGCUUGCUCCACCACCUGUGGACUCGGUGCUAUCUGGAGAACUUUGACUUGCAGUACUGGAUCACAGUCGGACUGUGAUCCCACAAAGAGGCCCGCACCUGCCCAGAGGUGUUACCUCCGCCCAUGCUCUACAUGGAAAGUCGGGGAAUGGAGUAAGUGCUCCAAGAAUUGUGAAGGCGGCAUUAAACUGCGGGAGGUUCAGUGCUUUGACCUGAGGGACCAAAGACCCCUUCGACCUUUCCACUGCCGAGCCAUGUCCUCCAGGCCCCAAACGACGAUGCCCUGUAACCUUCAGCCAUGUCUUGAAUGGUACACCUCCUCCUGGGGUCAGUGCUCUGAGGUGUGCGGAGGAGGUCAACAGCAGCGUAUCGUCACCUGUCCGGAGGAGGAUCAAUGCGACAGAGACCAUGAGCCCAGCACCAUCCAGUCAUGUAAUAGCCAUCCUUGUGCUCAGUGGCUCACCGGAUCAUGGGGACAGUGUUCAGCUUCUUGCGGAGUUGGAGUGCAGCAUCGACUUAUUAAAUGUGUUGACACCAGAGCCGAGACAGAUGGAGAAGUUGAUCAAGCUCAAUGUCACCACGAGCCACCGCCUGACAGCACCCGAAAGUGUAACACACAAGAGUGUGAGAGCGUACAGCCUGGCACAGUCUGUCUCCACAAUCGGCUGACAUUUCAUUUCUGUCAGACACUUCGAUGGCUCGGCCGUUGCCACCUCCCCAACGUACAAGCACAGUGCUGUAAAUCCUGCAGCCAGCGCUCCCACUCCAGCACGCCUCGCAGCUAAGGUGCAGCAGACUAACCGCUCACAAGCACACUGAUUGUACCACUGAGUGAUGUAAUCUAAUCAUCAUUAAAAGUCAACAAUCUGAGCCCUUUUUCUGAACUACGGACUGGUUAUGAAUCUUACACACACCUUGACUCUGCAUGUUUGUGCUGAUGAAAUUAAUGGGAAAUGGAACAAGCAAAGCAGCGAGAUUGUAAAUAUUUGUUUGCUGCACAUUUCUUUGUUACAUUACACAUGGGAGUAUCCAAUCAAUGUAGCCAGCAGUAUGAUGCAUUUUUAGAUAUAGACAAACCACUCAUUUAUUGUAUCUUUAUGGCUGGUACAGUGCUUUAUUUUUUGGACAGCAACAGAGACUGCACACGUUAGAACCGACAGGAUAUAGCUCUCACUGUGGUUUUACGUACAGCAUGAAGUGGUACAGAUGUCAUAAAGAAAAAAUAAGUGGUGCAUAUUUGCUAAGUAACAAAUAACUGACUGUUUGCAGAGCCCUGUCCCUUAAAGUGUGAUUUCAGUUUAUUUUAACCAGCUAUAUUUCUAAUUAUUGUGGGUGUUUUGGCUCUCAGGUUUAGACAUGCUCUAAAUGUGCUCUUCUACCAAUGCUGGCAUUUAUGAAAUAUUUUCAUUCUUUUCAAAUCCUACACCUUUAACAUUUAUCAUGACUUAUGAAGGCCACCGUUGUUUAGUGACCACACCCCCACUCUUGCAACUGGUAGUUUUGGUUGCAUCACAGCCUUUACAAAGUUGUUGUUCCUGACCACUCAAAGUUUACAAAGCCUAAAAACCUGCCUCACUGUGCUGCAUUUGAUUGUGGUUUUCAGUUAAAUGGAAACAAGAGAAUGGAUAUUAGCCUUCGGUUUUUCUGUGGAUAGGAAGAAGACAAAUAGGUGGGAAAAUGCUGAAGGUCAUGGCCAAAGAUGGCUUACCAAAGACCUGUGCUUGUGUUUUUGGCACUUCUCUCCUGAAGCAUGAUGAAUUUAGAUGAUUAAGAGAGUUUACAGAAAGCUGAAUGUGUCUAAACACCUUUGAAAAGCACAUAAAAUCAAGAUUUAAAAAAAUGUCAAAGACUGGUAACAUUAAAUGCUCUCCUUGUAAGCAAUAAACCAUUCAUUCUAGCAGUUGCUGCCUUUGAUAAAAAGCCCACAGACAUGACCCUGAUGACAGAGAAACCCGACACAUCUGCCAGUUUAUUCAGAUCAGCAGUUCAUAAGUGUUCAGUGUUGUCCAGAAAAGACCGAAGGAGCCACUCUUCCCGAUUUAGACAUGUUGAAUGUGGCUGUGUUGUGGUUAGGAGAUGUGUGCAACCCAGUAAUGUUUACACAUGUGAACAUGAAAAAUGAUUUCAAUAAAAAGUUAAAGGUAGUCUCUGAAACUGUAUUUAUAAUGACCUUUACCAAAAAAAGAAUGUCAGCACAGAGAAACAGUCGCUGCACUGACUUGCAAGCGCCAUUUGUAGUUAUUUCAUGUUUUAUUUUGUAAAGUCUCAAAGGGAUAUCGAGCCUUUAUUGUGAACAUUUUGUGGAAAAUAAAUAAACGGAUGGCGGAGCCACACGAUGGUUUUACCAUCGUUGUUGCUGACAAACCAACGCGUAAAAGAGUCUCUUGUCCAUCCAGUCUGAUUAUUUUAGAUAUAAGAAAAAUAGAGAACUCUAAGAAGAAAUUAAGAUAGCCACUACACCAACAAACUCACAGCUUUUGAAUAUCAGAUUGAAAUAGCUUGUUAAUGCUAAUAAGAUAAGCUAUACAUGGCUUUAUUUAAUUAGCACCCUGCCCACACGAAGUCUGUGCUGCAGUUUAUUAAACUAAAUUCAAGAAUUUUCUUUGUAUGUUAUCCAAUCUAUGGAUACACUAUGCAAAUCGAGCUAGCUAGUUUUACCUGCAAACAUAGCACUUCUACUGUUCAAAUAGGGUCACCUUUGGCUCCAAGAUAGCUAAGGAUAAAAAUACUCUUCCAAAUUUUGACAAGCGAGCAGAUAUGUGAAGCUUAAGUUUUAGGCUGUGAUUAUUAUACUGUAAUCGCUUUGGGGGACAGUUUAAGCAAACAGUUAUUUGGACUGCUACAUGUGUACUGCAGCCUGUAAGAACCCUUUUGUUUUUGUGACUUUGUCACAGUUUGGCUUUACUUUUACUUUGUGGCUUUAAAUUCACAAGGUAAAAUGUAAAUUUCAAAAGGAAAAGCUGCAGUCAAUACUUGGUGCUGGAGGCCACAUAGGCUCCAAACAUAUUGUGUCAGGUAUUGGCAGGCCCAGUGCCUUAACUUCGUGAGUACUGGAUCAUUUGAUGUCAUUAAUAUUAUUAAACUCUUGAUUAAAAAUAAUAGUCAGAUGGAGGGAAAUUAAGAUAACAUAGCAGAUCAUAAUACAAUAGAUUCCGAAGGGUAAAUUAGUGGAAGAAUCAGUAAUAUGUGGUAUUUUAUACUUUUCUAGGUGUUUAAUUAUUGCCAUGUUCUGUUAUGAGAAUUCAUGAUAAUUACAUAUUCAUUAAAAACUAUCUUCAGAAAUUGGAAAGCAGCUCAUAUAUGGUCUUACAUAUCUAAUGAUUAAAAACCAAUAAACAGCUUCUGUAAAGCUAUUAAACGAGGGAUGAUAAGGAGUAAAGGGGAAAAAUCAGCACAUAUCUAUAUCCUUUUGUCAAAAAUCACAAUAAAAGGACCAAAUUACAAAUGUAUGUAGUGUAGCUGAAUAGAAUUGUAAUACCUAAAAUUCUCUCCAGUCAUUGGCAAGUUUUUAUAUAUUUGUUAUUAUCAAAGAUUCAUACAUCAUCAGAAUGUAUGAUGACUUUACAAUUAAGGAGGAUUAUUGUGUACCCCUGCCUUUUCAUUUGCUUGUUGCUCUGACAAGUUUUUAAUGUUAUUGCACACUACUGUGCAAAUGUCUCGAUCUACCCCUCAUUUCAUUUAAAAUCUGCUUCCAAACACCUAAACUUUCUUGUAGUGUAGUGUUUUUUCUUAAAGUGUGGGAUCAUUUUUGACAGAAUGGAACAAAACAGGAAGAGCUUUGAAUGUCCUUCAAGAAGCCUGGAGAACUAUUCUUAGAAGUCUACUUAAAGAAAUGAGAAGGAAGCUUGCCUAAGAGUUCAGUUGAAGAAUAAAGGUCCUCAUACCAAAUAUAAAAUGUAUUCCUUGUACAAGAGUAAAGGUACAGACUCGCUUUGCCUUAUAUACUGUAUUUCCAUGUGUUUGCUGCACCUAUGUCCCAUUUUCCUAACAAAAUAUAAAGAAAUGAGGCGUUGCUUGAGAAUUUUGCACAGUACUGUAGCAUUUACAUGUAUGCUGUGGCAGAUAUAUCAACUUGAUAUCAAGUAAACAUGUGAACAUUUUGGUGUUUUGUGUGACUGUCAACGAGAUUAUUGUUGGAUUCACUUGUGAUUCAAAGCAGCAGGUUCUUGGGAAAUGAAAGAACUCGUAAAUUACUUUUGCAGUUACCAAAUUUUGUAUUUGUGACACUUUGUAUCCAACUUUGAUGUUUAAUCACAUAUCAAAGCAUAAUAAGUGAAAUAAUCUUUUUAUCUGUUGUCCAGAAGCAUGUUGUGUCUUAAACUAUAAUUGCAUUGUUGUUUUCAGUCACUCCAAAGUUGUAAUUCCAGUAUUUUCACAGCCGGCAAAAUAUUCCUUCACCACAACAGUGGUGAGAAGAGACACAGUCUCUUGGUUGUGCCGUGGCAAGCAUUUUAUUAUUUCACCAAAAUUGAAAACAUCAGUAAGGCCAUUGAAAUACCUCUGAAGCAUGCUGCUGGAUUACACAUGUAAUGAUUUUUCUCCUAACUUUGUAUAGGGAAAGGUUUUUGCCUGGAUCAUGAAAAAGAGCCAAGGACUGUGACACCAUGAUAAAUCUAAGAUAUAACCAUGACAAAUGAAGCCUACAUGGUAAAGCUGGCUGGUAAAGGUGGUUAUUGAUGUGUGUAGAAGGGAGCAUGUUUCAUUUUUUACCAAACAGCAGGCUAAUGGAUGAGGACUCUACAGGUUUGGCAAAUGUAUCUCUGGUUAACCUGUCUGAUUCCAGGAAAGGAUGGGACAAAACCACUAAGCACUGACAUAGAAGCAUUUGGGGCCAAUUAACACCACUGAAACGUUAGGCCUAGAGACCAGGGUUAUUUAUCUUGUAACUCAAAGUGAUGGAUAUUAUGCCUGGCCUACUUUAGGUAGUAUUCGGGCAUGCUAAUGAUAGUUGUUUAUCUUGGAGCAGACACACUAUUUAAUUUGUUGUUUUUUUUACAACAUUUUGAUAUGUCAUAAUGGGGAAGGCACAGGUGAACUCAGGUUACACUUGCAUGAAACUUAGACUUUACUAAUAUAUGUUUGAUAUCAGCCUUGCUGUUACCACUAAGACAAAAUGUUCUGUUUUUCACACCUUUGCUCAUUUAUUCUCGUUAGUAGUUCUUAUUUUUGAAGGCAAAAACAAACCAGUACUUCAACAUGUACAACCUUUAUAUUUAGAGACAAUUUAGAUGAGUAAAGAACUUGACAUACCUGCCAUGUUUAGUUGCAUAGUUGUUGUUUUUUAUUGUUAUUAUUAUUUUUUUAGUUUGUUAGUGAUUUAUUCCCGUAUUUUGUUGUAUUUUUAAAGAUUCAUCUCUGUACAUUUAAUGAAAAUGUUGGUUUCCAAGCACAAGAUCAACCACUUAUGUUGAAUGGACAUAAUGCCACAUGUGUAGUAGUCAUUAAACACGUUCACACUGAA